This is a messenger RNA of Centruroides sculpturatus (bark scorpion), 1018 nucleotides long. RefSeq lists its product as uncharacterized. Lineage: Eukaryota; Metazoa; Arthropoda; Arachnida; Scorpiones; Buthidae. The record is from RefSeq and is a predicted model, not a curated record. The annotation marks the transcript as partial. The transcript has a single exon. Gene Ontology annotation, molecular function: nucleic acid binding.
CAAGUCACCUAUUAACUGCUUUCAGGGGAAAAGUUUUGAAUUCAAAUAAUGUGACUUCUAGUUUGCAUCGGAAGUUAGUAUAUAGUUAAUCGAGGCCUGCAGCCUAAGGUGUCCAUAUCUGGAGUUGGAUUUCCUUUAACUCCAUUCUGAGAUUAAGGAAAGAUGGACAGACAAGUGAAAAUUUAUAGGUUUACAAUUUUUUCAAAUUGUAGCCCAAAAAGAAAAACAAUGUUUGUGGCAUAGCUGUAUCUGUAUGAAACAUGCAGUGUGUAGCGUCUUUGUAAUCCAAAAAGAUAAUUGGUAGACGAACGAACAGCAAUUAGUUAGAAAACGUUACGUUAUGUACACCAAGUUAUUUUACAAUGUUAAAAUUAUGACAUUAUGCGAAUGAUGCUUAUGUACACAAUUCAUUUCUCACCUCCUAGCGGAAGUUUGUGACCGCACCGGAAUUAAGCAUAUUCUGACGACGCCAUAUCAUCCUCAGUCGAAUUUUACAAAAAGAGGGAACCGCACCUUGGGUAGGAUGAUUGCGGCAUACAUCGAAAGAAACCAUAAAGAAUGGGACACCCAUAUAUCAGAAUUAGCGCUGGCAUUACGAACUUCAGGACAGGAUUCGACAAAGUAUACGCCAGCUAAACUACAUCUCGGGAGAGAGAUUGCACUCCCGUGGGACCGCCUGACGUCUUAUCCAAGUCGCCCUACGACUAUUAGAGAAAAAUGGGCAAAAUUGCAACAGAUAAGAAAACAAGCCCGAGACAACGUGCGAACUGCGCAACAAAAACAGAGAAGGACUUACAAUUUAAGAAGGCGGCCAGAUACAUUCAAGGUUGGUUCAUUAGUUGUCUUAAAAGCUCACCCUAUUUCUUCUUCUAGCCGACGCUUCAGCGCUAAAUUGGCACCUAAGUGGUCAGGACCUUACGAGAUCGCUAAGAUUAUCUCGCCAGUAGUCUACGAGAUAAAAGAUCCCCACACUGGGGCCAGCCACGGAAGUCAACAUAUCGCUAAUCUGAAGCGAUAC